AUGGCCGACGUAAGUUACGGUUAUAGUCUCGCGAAGUCCUUGACUCUAGCUGCCAGUGUUCACUGUACUGGUAGUGUGGAAAGUGUGCGUGAAGUCUGUGAAAAUCUUUGGUCUACCUGCCAAAUGCUGGGUUCUGGCUCCUGUUCCCGAGAUACCCUUAUUAAAUCGUCUCAAAAUGAAAUCAUCGCGGAAGAGCUUGUGUCAUACCAAAAGAGCUUCAUCGAGUUUUUCUGUUCCCUCGGAGAAAUUCAUAGCGACAAAGCUCCUUUAUUAGCAGUAUGGCAAGCUGAAUUCGGUGGGUGGAAAUAUCUAGAACCCCUUCUCGUGUCUCAUUACGCGGAUAUUUUUUCUAUUCUCUUUGCAAAUGUGUACGCAUUCAGCUCCAAGAAUACGUGUGACUUCACGGGCGUUUUGCUUCUCAAGGACUUGCUAAAUUCUUUACAAGUGUCCGAACAUCCCGAUAUCAUUGUUCACUAUAUUCGGCUUCUAACAAUCGGUACUCCGAGCACUCUUUUUUUGGUAACGCGCAAUGCUCCCUUGAAAUUGGCAUCCUCUUUUAUUUGCCUCUGUGUCAACUUGUGCGUUCCUCUCCGUCAUCUGAUAUCUUCUGGGGGCAUAUACCUCCUGGCAGACACGUAUAUUCGAGUUUGGGAAGAAAGCACCGAGAAUUUGUUGACUGCGGGUGUGCUGGUUAAUCUCCAUGGUUCGAUUUUGGAAGUUUUUGCCGAGUCCGAAGAACCAAUACCAAACUAUACAGAUAUUGCAUUCGUCAUUCAGGUUUUUUCGGAGGCCGCAUGUAAAAACCCUUUUCGUCUUAGAUUUCGGUCUGCGAUGCUCCUAUCCUUGAUUUGCCCUUGUUUGAACAUGACAUCACAAUUGCGCAACAUUGCUCAAGUUUCGAUAGCCAUUGAACUUUCUUCUGCAUAUAUCCGCUUAGUUAGCGGUCUCAGCGACCCAGAAGCCGUUUGCGAAGCAUUCAAUGCCCUCUCGUCCCUAGACCGUAUAAUAGCAACUGUAGCUGUUUCUUCGACUGCCAUAAUUCGUGUCAUUGAUGCAUUUGCUGAAUACCUUACGACCCCUGAUCCCAUCUUGUGUAGCGCCUAUCCGUAUGUCUGCUCCACCAUUGUUAACACCAAGAGGAGCCUGUUGGAAUCUCUUAUGCGGUGCUACCUUCAACUCACCCUGCGUUGUCUUCAAGUUGAUUCGGAAGCUUUGCACUCCUCGUUCUACCUUUCCCUUUGGGCUCGUCUUUGGAGUGUUUUGUCGCGAACACGCGGCGGGACUCCUGUUUCCCAAUUAGCCCCACUCACCCUGCGCUUUGAUUCCCUGCUUCGGUCUCUUGCCGCAGUGGCAGAGAAUCUUUUAGUCGAAGCCUCCAGCUUACCCGUGGAUCUACGGGGUUGUCUGCUUGGAGUUUUGUCUGACCUUAGUUGUGAGUUAGGUAACUUUUCAACUGCAAACAUACCGUUCCAUUGUGCUGAUCUUGCGAUUCUGGAUAGCCUUAUUUCCCUUUCUUCGGGUCUCCGAACCGAAAAUCAGAAGGAAUCUCAUAAAUUGCCAGAAGAAUUGGACAGUGAGCAAGUUGAGCACACGUUAUCCGUCCCAAUGUCGUAUUAUCUUGCAGAAGAGGAAAAACUACAAUCCAGGAAAAAGCCGCAGGUUGAAAAACACAUCAGACUUUUUUUCUUCAUUUUCAAUCGGUUUCUUCAUUCUUGUCACCUUAGGAAGCCCGACGAAAUUACCAUAUUAAAAAGAUUUCUUCUUAUACUCAGACAACUGCGUCAAUCUCCACCGGCUGAUCUUCCCUCAUCCAAUGAUCCACAAAUCCGGGCCUGGUUAUCCGACAUAGCCUCUGAUGGCUUGCGAUUGCUCCGAUCACUUGAACUCGCAAAAUGCAAUGACUCAACUAAGUUUGACGUCCUUCUUGACCUUUUGGAAGCUUUGUGGACAGGUGGUAAAAAAUGGUCAAUAUCUGCGCUUGUUGAAGCUACUAAUGUCCAGAUCAGCGGUUUGCUUCGAUUGACAAAGAGGGCAAAGUUCUGCGGAAUUAAGCUUCGGUUACUUCGUUUGUUAACGAAAUGGUCUUGCCGCACGAACCCUCUGGAACCCGAACACUAUCUUGAAUGGCCUCGCUAUUUCAGCAUCCCCUGGCCUACCGCUUUCAAGUCGUCCCGAAUUGGAAUUCCUCCUGCUGUGCCAACAUUUCAAUCCUUUGCUUUUGCUCGAUCUAGUAUCUCAUUAGAACACUGGGGCCAAACCCCUGAUAAUCCUCUCGAUGACCCUCCCACUUCAACAAUCUGGCCCUCACACAUCAGUCGGCGUUCGGCCAGCUAUCAAGAGAAGCCAGCAAGUGUUAUGAGCUCGACUGCGCCUUUUUGUGCAAGUCCCAAUGGCGUGGUUGUAUCGUUGUGGUACAAAUUCAAUGCCGUGGGUGGCCCUAAGCCACGGUUCGAUGCCAGUGCCCCGAUUUCGGAGUCCGCUCUUGGUGCUUUGGCCUCGCGAGGGGACGUUCUUCACAUGCUAACAUUAGAAGAGUCCCAAAUCGAUACGCGAACAUUGCGGACGGAUGCCUCAAAUAUUUGUGCUGAUCAAUCUGCCGCGACUUUCACUCCUUCACACGUUGGAAAUAAACCUUCCUUCAGUUGUUGGUCUAUCGAGAUCUGGUUAGUUCCUGGUUCAAGAGGUAUCUUUACUCGAAUUAGACGACGAUGCAGAUUCGAAAAGGAAUAUUUCGUGCCGGACCAUUGCCACGGCGAUUCUUUUGCAUAUGUUCUCUCUUCUGAUGUCUACUUUCCCAACGUGCUAGACCCCAAUGAUUGGGGGCAUAUGUUAUUUAGUCUUUUAUGGAAUAAGAACACCACGAGUUCCCUCACAGGAAUGGUAGCUACCACAAUAAAUGGAACACUGUAUAGGGAGAAGGAGUUCACCUUGUUCCCGGUGUUGUUACCCUCAUGCAUAACCGGAACCCAAUCUACGCGUUACACACAUCACCUCAGAACUCGACUUGUGACGACUCCGUGUUCAUUGAGUCUAUGGAUGGGUCAUGAUAUUGUGAUGCUUGAAAAUUCGGGAAAGCUGGUUGCUAAGGCACCGUUUAUUUUCACUGGAGGAUUUCUAGUCUUUUCUGGCGAUGUUCUUAAGCACCUCGUUCUCUGCGCCGAAGGACUUCAAGCCCAGUUGAAAGACUUAGCUCUGUGUCUUGCUCUCUGUGGGCCAUCGUGGGACGGAACUCCACCAGUUGUCUCAGCGGACUCCAGGAUAGCGUUUGCGACUAAAGGUCGAUUCUACCUCCGUGCUCUCCUCCAUCGCUUGCGUCCCAAAUUUGUCGGCCGUUUGUUUUCGCGCGGUCAAAGAAUGCUUAAUUCAGGCUCUGUAGCAUGGGUCCGUACCUUGUGUAGAUUGGCCAAGCACAAUCUUUUGAUUACCACCGGAUGUCCGUCAUUAUCAGUUGUUAACUGGACAGUGCGUAUUCCUUCAAACCAAGGCUUACCUGCUUCGUCACCUGCCACGGAGUAUUCUAACGAACCCCCAAGCUCUCCGGAAAGGAAUGUUUAUUCUACUUAUCCCAAAAUCUCCACGUCGUUGUGGAUGGCCGAUCCGGUGGCAAACGUUGAUAUUGAAGUCACUCCCUCCAGCCUAUCCCCCAUGUCGAAGUGUGGCAUCGAUGGUGUCGUUGCUUCACUUGGUGGGAUUGAUUUUGCCUCUUAUCUUACUGGAUCUGUGCUGACCGAGUAUUCGUGUCUCAAGUCCAACGAUGAGCAAACUUAUCUCUUAACGGACCCGGAACUGGUGGUCUGUCAGUUGUCGUUUUCGUCGUCCGAAGGUCUUCCUGCACUCCUAAACUCCUUAAGCGAAUGUUUCUGUACUAAAAGCGUCAGAAACACCCAUGUUUUGGCUUGCAAUAUCGCCACCUGUGAUAGAUUUGGUUUGGUUGAAACUGCUUUGACUGGUUUUCGCCUCUGUUUUUCUACAUCGGACGAACUUCUUCACUGCACCGGAAUUCCUCAAGAGUUCGAAGCAUCUCUUGCGGCGUUGGGUCGCCUAGUAUCGAAACGGUUAGCCGUUUGUCCUUCAUCUGUCCCUUUGCUCACCUCUCUGCUUCACACACUCGUCUCCGUCGAUCCGGACCUAUAUCACUCCGCAGCUACCCGUGCCUUCGGUGCUAAGGAUCGUCAAAUAUCAGCGAGAAUAGACCUCGUCUCUCUUGCUCAGGUCCACAAGGCAUUUGUUCUGUCAACUACAUUGACAUCUAGUUUCGGCCAAGCGUCCCUUGGAAAAGAAUGUGUUUCUCAGAUGUCUGGUCUCUUCGACUCAACCCCAACCCAAUCGAUAUUCAAAGAUGACGAAGAUGCCGAAAUCCUGGAAGACGACGAACGUUCACCUGUUGCAUCAACAUUAACAUCUUACAAAACACCGCCUGCUACGCUAUUAACUCUCUCCACACCUAUUCCCUGGGUCUCUUUACAGCCUGCUCUUGCUCUGGAGGGAGCUAGUAGAGCUGAGGCCGAAACUUUGGCUAAAUUCAGAGAGAAUCUCCGCGAGAAUGACCAAAUGAGUUCUUAUAAACCAUCUACUCUUUUUGACUCUUGUCACAAUUUGGCGGAUUUUGUAGGCCUUGAUGUUGGCGAAGAUACUCACUCGUCCUCUAGGCUAUGUUCCGCAACAAUGGACAUUUUUCUAUCAAUCAGAGAUGAAACACACCAUCCCGGAGACAGUGAUACACUUUGUGGCAUUGGUCAACAAACGCCUGUAAUUUCGUCAAUGCAGAUCGUUCAAAGGCGACGUCUUUCUGCCCUAAUUCUGUCCUGUCUUGUCGAGUUCUGGCAAAUAAGAAGAGAACAGGAAUUUUGUAUUGAUUCGGAAUCGAAUUCGAUACUUUCUGCCCCUCCGUUCUGGCUCGUUUAUCACCUCGCUGGUCAUCCUUGUGUUAGGUUUCGAGAGCAGGCGCUCUCCUUGUACUGCAGUUUGCUCAGUACACCUGCUCGUCACGGACACAAUAAUGCGCUUGGAAAGCUUAACGGGGCCGACUAUGACCGAAUACUAGCGAAACAAUUUCUUACCGAAGCCUCUUUUAUCACCUUUCCAUGUUGCUCGUCGACGACACAGGUAGGUUCGACUGUGGCUUCUCAUGAAACUGACGGCAUAGGGCAGCUUGCAACUUCUUCUACCUUCUUGUCAUUGGAUGGAGAAAAGCAUCUGACAUCUGUUCUCAUUGCCCUAUCGUUACUUGCGUCUUCUUUAGUGGAUACCAUAGCUCUUCAACUUGUCUCGAAUGAACGGCCAAAUGACUCCGUUUUUUCGACAGCAGUGACUAACUUGCAGAAGGUCCAUUUGGACAGACUCGCGAGCUUUUUCGCCUCUGCAAAGGUGAAUCGAGUUGUAAUGGCCUCCCUGCGGGAUCCGUUUGCGUUGAACAUUAUGGUAGAAAUGGCUUUUUUGCUGCAAUCUACGUGCUUCGAUGGUGCCACUAAUGUCAAUUAUGAAAGGCACCAUGAAAUUGGCAACUUGAUUUCUCGAAUUUUGGGUUCUGCUAUUUCCGCAACUGAAAAUCAAAUUGAGUUUAAAGAUGUAGUGGCUACAAUACGGCAUUUACGAGGUGGUGGCUUCGAUGGCGAUUCUUCCGACAGCAAUGCUUCCAAUCGAACGUGCAUUGUCCGUGAGAUGCUACUCCGCGCCCUUCUCUCGCUUCUCGGCCGCAUUUGUCGUGAAAUUAACGACGGACAUUCUGAUGCUACAAACAUUCAGUCCCAACUCUAUUGGACCGCCAAUAUUGCUGUGGACACUCUUAUGUAUAAGGGGGGGAACUUUCGUAUCAACCCACUCAGUGCUGAUCCACCAAUCGCUGGUUGUCCUCAGUUAAAUACCAUUCGUCUUCUGGAGAAAUCUAUCAUAGCACUCUUCGUGAAUUCAACUUCUCACGCCAUGCGAAAGGGUAAAAACAUCAUUUACGUAACAUUUUCGGGCUGUCUACUACGUCUUCUGCAUGCCUGGUGCGAGGCCUUCGUUGAAAACUUGACAAUUUCAGUGACUGGUCAUUGGCUAUUGCUUCUUCUAGCCCAGGAACCCAAUAUCAUCAGUGGAAAAGCUGAUGCUCAUUUGCUUCUCGAAGUCAAGAAAAAUCUUCAGAUGCUUGAUGCAAUUCUCCCUAUUCCAUGUGGUCAGCCAUGCUUAGUUUGGUGGCACCAAGAAGGAAAUGAUAGUGAUUCAUUCGCCCACCGCCAUGUCGAAUCGCCUACUUCAGAUGCCAUCACCUGUUGUGAGAGAAACUAUCGCGCUUACGAAAGGACUUCAGAUGCCGUGAGCAAAUUACUUGAAUGGGUGGAGAAACUGUGUGUAGACCUUAAUCCACGUGUCUUCAGUCGACUACAGUCCGUGUCAACUGACUCUCUGCCUUCUUCGCUGAUACACAAUCCGCUUUCACAUUUUCAAAUUCAACGAAGUUCCUCGCCAAUCCCGGUCUCACGCCAGUUUGAACAUUAUGAAGCUGCUGAGCCGUAUCACUUAGUUUCUCAGUACUCAGACCAAUCCUAUUGGCUGUCACCUUUAAGUGAGGCUAAUGAGAAGGGCCAACUCCGCUGGUCAACUCUUGUCUCCCAACGCAAGCACCUACUCACUGUGAUGGCGCCGUUCUACUGGAUGCAGUUAGGAGGAUGCUUGAGUCAUGAAUGCUCCGUCUUUUGUGACGAUGUCUCAAAGCCCGCCUUUUCGCAUGUAGACGCUUUCGAAACCGAGUCAAGACAGCGUUGUAGGAGGCGUCCAGCAAUUAUGUGGAUUGACGACCGUUUUGUGAGAGUUUCAUCGACAAGCACCCUUGGCCAGCACCUUAAAGAUCACCCCCUUACUGGCCUGAUGAUGCAACGGUACGCAUGCACUCCCCUAAGAGGACAGGCGAGGAAAAAAUGCCAAUUGACACCACGUGCCCACUUCCAUCCUUCUUCUCAAGCUCUCUUCUCACCACCCUCAGUAGCCCUUUCAGGAAAGUGUCUUGGUGUCUGGCCUUGCCAAUUAAUUGAAAUCUCCAAUCCUGCUCCGCUAAACGGUGACCUCACGCUGGAUGCCAAUUGGAUCCAUCUGGUUCUUAAUAACGCUGGUCCAUCAGAUUUCAAUAUGGAGCAAAUCACUUGUGGUGGUACCAAUGCUCCUAUUCACGGUCUCGGCUGUGAUGUUGAUCAAAGUGAGGUAAUAACCUGUCCCCUACAUGAAAUCUCUCGAGUGGAGGAGAGGAGAUUCGAGCUCCGUGACCUGGCUGUGGAAUUGUUCUUUGAGGGAACGUGCAGCGUCCCUCCCUUAAUGAUUGCAUUUCGAUCCACUAAGGAGCGAAACAAUUUCGUUAUAAGCUUGGUCGACGCCUGUGCCCUGCUUCAUCCUCGUCCACGCACCGAGUGGUGGCGCGUCGAGGGUGGACGGAUGACGUUUUUUACGCCUAAUUCAUCCGUCAGGUCCGGUCGCUAUCCAAUGCUCUCGUUGCGUGGCCUCUGUGAUGCUCUUGUGGUACCCUUCACAACACCUUUUAUUGGGCCAGCUAUGCGCUCUCGCCUGCUGGACGCUCAAGUCUCCUGGAUACGAGGUCAGAUGUCGAAUUUCGACUACUUAAUGGCGCUCAACACUGCAGCUGGAAGGACUUACAACGACCUCACUCAGUACCCCAUAUUCCCAUGGGUUAUUGCCGAUUUUGAGAGCCCAAUACUCGAUUUGACGAUGACGUCCAAGAGUUUUCGGCGACUAGAUCGGCCUAUCUCAGUUCAGACUGACGCUCGUGCUGAAGCAGUUUUAAGGCACUAUGCAGAUCUGAACACUCAACUUUUCGAAGCAGAGAACUCUGGGGAUGAGAAUCAGCGGAGUUUACUCUGUCCUGCUUUCCAUUACCCAUCCUUCUGCUCAAACGAGGCAAUUAUUCUUCACUUCCUCUGUCGAUUGAUCCCUUAUGCCUUCCUUCUCAUCCAAUUUCAAGAUGGUAAUUUUGACGCCCCCGAUCGGCUCUUUAAUUCGGUCGCUUCUGAAUGGGCAAUGGCUACCAAUUCUGUAGCAUUCGUCAAGGAACUGGUUCCAGAAUUCUACUUCAGGCCAGACAUAUUUGUGAAUUGGGAAAACUUUGCACUUGGUGUUCGACAGGAUGGUGAAAUUGUUGAUUCGGUUAAGUUGCCCCCAUGGGCCAAGGGUGACCCAAGACUGUUCGUCCUCGUUAAUCGGGCCGCCUUGGAGAGCCCCUACGUCACUGCGAACUUGCCCGAUUGGAUCGACCUUACUUUUGGCUAUAAACAGACCGGACGUCAGGGUGAACGAGCAAUCAAUCUCUACCAUCCAUUCGUCAGUAGUUUCUAUUCUGUCAAAUCCCAUUUCUGGCUUAACACGUACUUUGGUGCAGUCGAUGUUGACGCCAUUGAGGAUCCAUUGCGACGUGCUGCCGUGCAAUCUAUGAUUCGUAACUAUGGUCAGGCGCCUCGACAACUCUUCCCCAACCACCCGCAUCCCCGUCGCAUCAUUUCUCACUAUGUGAGCACCAAACCGGGUAGCCGUAAACGCCCCGACUUCUUGGGUCUCUCUAGAUUAAUCGGGCUCAUUCUCGCGCACAGGGGGGCACUUUCCACCCAGGAAGCAGAUCUGGUGCAAAUGCCACAACACACGCUGGGGUCACCGAUCUCCACAAUUAAGUCCCCCUUGUCAGGUGUAAGCGAACAAUGCCCCAGUCAAAAUGUGUCCGUAUCUACCUCCGUGAAACCACUCACUGCUGGCGCUCCUCUGGACACGCUUGGCAUCAGUUGGUAUGCCAACCUCCGGGGAGGUUCUCAGACCUACCGCCUUCUCAGCACCUGUUCAGACCAAUCCCUCUCUCACUGGACUAUCCUAGUGACGGUGGCCUCUGCUUCAUUGUUUCUUCUGCAAGUCCCCUCCUAUCCUCUGCUGCUCGUCAAAGUCUCGCUUUCCCCAAAUUUUAUCAGCUUGUUUGCUAGGCGUUUUGUCGACGCUGCUGAGUUGUAUGCGACGACAAUUCCGUUGCCAUUUGUGGGAGAGGAAGCCUCUGCUUUUCUUGUUGUUCACUCCGUCGGGACGAGGCCUCUGACUUGCAGUUCUCAGCUUCACCUUAUUAUAGGAACCGCUGGCGGUGGUUUAUUUGUGCGAACAGUCUCUACUGAGGAGCUUUUGUGCGGAUUUAUUGGCAGCGGCAGUGGCGACAAACACCAGGCACGCCAUCGAAAUUUGACCACAUCUCACUCAUUGUCAGAUACUGAUGACGACUUGACAGAAUAUGCUACAGCCGACGAACGACGUUUAUUGAUGAACUCUGAAUUCCAUCAUCAUGCCUGUCGACAACACUGGUCUUCCUUUCUCCGUGUAUCAGUUGGUUGGCGAUGCUUAAUUGGGCACAUUGGAGUUCGAAUUGUUUGCAUAGCCUCUUGUCCCCAGCACGGGUUAGUUGCAAGCGGAGACGCACAAGGCCGCGUGAUCGUCUGGGACACUGCUUCAACAGCUUUCAUUACUCGUUUGGAUAUGGAUGAAAGCAGUGACGAUUUUAUGGGUGUCUGUGGCCUGGCAUUCGAUCAGGCGUCAGGCGACCUUCUGGUGGCUAGGGCUGGACCUCGUGGACUUAACGAGAUUUGGAUCGGCCUGUUCACAGCUGACUGUCGUCAGAGUUGCAGCAGGUUGCUCGACUUCCAAGCAGAGACGGGUUUCCCCACAAGCACAACCUUUUCUCGUAUCCCAAACCCCCUGGCGGCCCUGCCAAUUCUGUUCUCCGACAGUCAGGGCUGCGAGGUGGGUUGCAUUCUGAUCGGUGGUCCAAAUGGAUGCCUCGUUUGGCUCAGUAGUUGGACCCUCGACACGGUCUCCAUAAUGCUCUUGGAUCAACCUUCUCCCUGUCCCAUUGCCGCCUUAGCGUUUGCUCCACCUUCGCCCAAUCGCAUAAGACCAACCGAUUUCGCUCAGUCGACCUUUCAUCCUGGAAAAGGAGAACAAAACCACAUGGACACCACCCUUUACAUAAUCGACUCUCAGGGUUGGAUGUACUUCCUUGAGUCCGGAGCCAGGAAGCCGCCUCGGCGACUCAGGCCUCGAGUUAACAAUAGUUGCAGCUCCCUACUCAGACAAGACCACCCACAGGGCGACGAUUCCCUCAUUCUACCCGGUAUGUGGCUGUGA
Messenger RNA from Mesocestoides corti, 10137 nucleotides. Lineage: Eukaryota; Metazoa; Platyhelminthes; Cestoda; Cyclophyllidea; Mesocestoididae. The record is from the annotation of a GenBank genome assembly.